GAAAUCUAAUUCUAUCGGUUCGAACUUCAUACACAUGGCGACGCGGACCAACAUCACAAUCACAAUCCCUUCGGAGCAUCCGCCGCAUGUUCGGUGAACCAUGUCCACCGUCAUUCCGAUUCGCGACGCCGCCGCCGAUGGAGUCGACGGCCUCUACUCGCCGGCGAAGCAGAAAGCGGCCAACCGCGGCGCAUACGGCAGCCUGCCCCUUCUCUCCCUUCGGCGAGUCAAAAUGUUUCUCGGCGCCGUUAAGUUCAAGCUCUUCUUGGCGUUCUGCGCCUUCUCCGUCGUCGUAUUCGUCUCGUCGAGACUCAGUUCCUGGAUGGGUUGGAACCCUCACCAGUUCUCUUCAGUUUCUUCUACUUCCAGGGGUGGCUAUACUGUGCUUAUAAACAGUUGGAAGCAAAAUUCUCUUCUAAAACAAGCUGUUGCGCAUUAUGCAUCCUGUCGUAAUGCUGAAGCAAUAGAUGUGGUUUGGAAUGAUAGUGAACCGCCGUCUGAAACAUUGAAAAUGCAUCUUAACAAGAUUGGGCUUUUGAAGUCUCAGAGAACUCACAAACCAAACUUUAAAUUCGAUAUCAAUGCAAAAGAUCAAUCAAACAGCAGAUUUAAGCCAGUAAAGGACCUCACGACAGAUGCAAUUUUCUCAGUUGAUGAUGAUGUGAUCGUUCCAUGCCAUACUCUAGAUUUUGCUUUCUCAGUCUGGCAAAGUGCUCCGUUCACAAUGGUGGGGUUUGUUCCUCGAAUGCACUGGCUGGAUAAGGAGCAAAGUAAUGUUGCAUAUUACAGAUAUGGAGGAUGGUGGUCAGUUUGGUGGACGGGCACUUAUAGCAUGGUUCUUGCUAAGGCUGCAUUCUUUCACAAGAAAUACUUGGAUUUAUAUACCCAUGAGAUGUCUCCAUCAAUUCAGAACUAUGUUUCUAGGGAGAGAAAUUGUGAAGAUAUUGCAAUGUCUCUUCUUGUUGCGAAUGCUACAGGUGGUCCUCCAAUAUGGGUGAAAGGCAAAAUCUAUGAGAUGGGAGCUUCGAGCAUUAGCAGUCUGAAAGGGCAUAGCCAAAGGAGAAACAAAUGUCUCAAUGAUUUAAUAUCACUUUACGGAACACUUCCUCUUGUGCCAACUAACGUCAAAGCAGUUAGCGCUAGGAAUGAGUGGUUAUGGUAGUUUUGUUCUUGCACUUAUCUGCCACGGAUCCAUUCCACGCCCGCCAUUGAAAGGGAUAAAAGAACAGAACAAGAGUUUCAGGGCCAUUAGUUAAGGAAUCUAUUGGCAUAUUAUGUGUAUAUACAUGUUGGAAUAGGAUUGUCUCAUGUUUUCUCAUGUUCAAGUUUUUUGUGUCUAUCUCUCUCUUCAUAUGUAUUAAAUAGCUGGGAUCAUGUGAAUGUGUAUGAGGAGAGAGAUAGACACAAUACAGGUUCCACUUAAGUGUCUCAGAAAGUUUUGAUUCAUUAACGUGUAAUGCACAUCAUGGUGUAAUUUGCCUUUUAUAUUAGUUAUGGGAAUGUUAUUGUAGA
This is a messenger RNA of Lotus japonicus, 1512 nucleotides long. RefSeq names its product glycosylinositol phosphorylceramide mannosyl transferase 1-like. Bases 101 to 1162 code for a protein of 353 amino acids. The transcript has 5 exons. Gene Ontology annotation, cellular component: membrane. Gene Ontology annotation, molecular function: glycosyltransferase activity. Lineage: Eukaryota; Viridiplantae; Streptophyta; Magnoliopsida; Fabales; Fabaceae. The record is from RefSeq and is a predicted model, not a curated record.